AUGAUCGCAAAAGCCGCAGUAAUCCUGUCCCUAGUGGCAUUAGCAGCAGCCGGCGUUGUCCAACUCGGCCACGGGUACGGCAGCGAGGGCUAUGGCCACGAAGCAGCAUACGCGCCAGUAGCUCAAGUAGCCCAGUACGAAGGGCACGACGAACACGUCGAUUACCAUAGUUCUCUACUUUUUCUGUUCGUUACGAUCUGGUUACAAGAUACCACUUCUGGGGCGUCAUUUUCAAAUGUUAUAGUGCAAAGAGGAUCUGAUGUACUUCCCAUAGAAUACAUUAACUAUAAUCCAUCUGCAUUAACAUACACGUCUCAAGUGGCUCGUUUAUCUCAAGCACCAUUACAAUCAGUAAUUUCCGAACCGCUAGUAUCAAGUGUUUUGUCUCCAUGUGUGUCGCCUUGCGUCAUUCCUAAUGCAGCUCCCGUCCAAUCCACGGUUAAUGCUAAAAUUGGUGCUUAUAAGACAUCAGCGGCGAAUGUACCUAUCAUAUUGACAAAUAAAGACGAAUCAAGGGGAUACCAAUAUGCUUACGCAGUUUUUGACGUAGACACCGGUGACAAGAAAACUCAAAGCGAACGCAGCGACGGGUCAGUAGUUCAAGGGCACUAUUCGUUCAUUCAACCUGACGGCUUCUUGCGCGACGUCGUUUAUACUGCGGAUGAUUUGAAAGGAUUCAAUGCUGUGGUACGUAACAUAUCUCCCGAACCGGAACACAAACAUACUUCUGAAACAGAAAAAUCAGAAGAGAAACACAUCAUACCGCCAUGCAAAGACAAUAAAAAUGAACAUUUGACACGUGAAAAGCACGAAGAAAGUUUGUUAUCAGAGGAAAUGCAUGAAAAACAGGAACAUUUAGAGGUAGAAAAUUUGGAUGAAAAAAAAAGUCAGGAAGCAAGUGCUGAAAAAAAUGAAGACGUUGAUAAAAGCCAGGAGCAUAGUGCUGAAAAAAGCGAAGAGGAAAGUAAGGAAAGCUCAAGUGAAAGACCUAUCGAAAAAUCGGAAGAAAAAUCAAACGAAGAAGUUCAUCCAAUAGUCUUAUCUGAAGGAGGCGAAGGAUCAAACUUGUUUAUUAAUUAUAGUGACAUAGUUAAAUGUCUACAAUCUAAACUACAAGGGCCGAAUGUGGUUUCUCCACUCACCUAUAUUGUAGCAUUUGGAGCUAUGUUGGCUGCAGCCAACGCUGGCCUUCUUCAUGGACAUGGACACGCUGUGUCCUCCCAAAGCAUUGUGCGUCACGAUGAAGGACACUACGCAGCGCCCAUCGCAUAUGCUGCACCAAUUGCUCAUGCUGCUCCAGUUGCCUACGCCCCCGUCGCUCACUACGCUGCACCCGCUGCCCAUUACGAGGGCCAUGAUGAAUAUAUCAUCGUAUUCGGAGCGGUGUUUGCUGCUGUCAACGCUGGUUACUACCAUGGCCCAGCCACGUCAUCUCAAAGUAUUGUACGUCAUGAUGAAGCACUCACACUAGGAAACGUCGCCGUACCACUCUACGACGCUCUCCCUCUGUCUCCCGUGGUUCACUAUCCUGCCCCUAUUCCAUAUGCUGGACAGUAUAGCGGUCUAUACGGUGGCCACGAUUCUUAUGCUUACCCCAAAUACGACUUCGCCUACUCAGUAGCAGACCCUCACACCGGUGACCACAAGUCACAGCAUGAGAGUCGCGACGGUGAUGCCGUCCAUGGAUACUACUCCCUGGUACAGCCUGAUGGCUCCGUACGUAAAGUGGAAUACUCUGCUGAUGAUCACAAUGGUUUCAACGCCGUUGUUCACAAUUCAGCACCUUCAAUCCACCCUGAAGCUAUCUAUGGACACUAUUAA
Danaus chrysippus (African queen) is the source of this 1821-nucleotide messenger RNA. The record is from the annotation of a GenBank genome assembly. Lineage: Eukaryota; Metazoa; Arthropoda; Insecta; Lepidoptera; Nymphalidae.